CUAUUGUUGAUUAGACCGUCUAUGUUGAACAGCAACAUGCAGAGACGAUCUUCCCUCUGAGUCGUGCUAUGUCGGAUUUGAACGAAUUCAUUUUCACGGUCGUAGAAGUGUCUGGAUUCAAACGUGGAAUUGCAUGGAGAGAGAAGGGGUGGUUUUGAAAAGAUCCUACUGUAGACUGGAGCUCAUAGGUCGCAAAGUUAAUCAGAGGUGAAAAGGGGAGCGGAGCGAGGCUGGUUUCCAUCACUGACGUACGUUCCCCUUUCAGAGGGCUGAACUGUGGAAGUCUCCAAUUUGACGCGAGUUCGACUCCGGGGUGUGUGAGCAAGCAUCUGGCGGAUCAUCAUCAUCAUCAUCAUCAGGUGAAAAGGACAAGAUACAUUCAAAAUGGGUACUACAGUGGGGCAGUUUCCCGUCGUGACGAAGAGGGCCGUCGAUGUAAUCGAGGGUCACGAGACAACUGUGCUUCUGUCGGGAUACGAGGAUCGGAUCAUGGUGAUGGUUUCCCAAAUAGGAAAGUUAGGAACACUAUUAUUUGCCAAGCGAGAAGAAAUCUAUGACGGUCCUAAGGCGUUCCAAGUCGAUACCAUUUUAGGAAAGAGAGAUGAACCCAUGCUCACGGUCUGUGCACGCCAGCUGAUUGAGAAGAUCAGCAUGGCAGGUUCUCGGUGGGCUCACCUGCCAUUGCUACUCUCCAUCUCCUUGAAGGACCACUCCCCAGCCAUGAUCAAGGGGGUCAUCGCGUUCGUUGAAGAAAAUCGGAUCUGGUAGGCAAACAGGGGAUCGUUCUCAAAAAGCACGCGCGCGCGCGCGCGAGAGAGAGAGAGAGAGAGAGAGAGGAGCAGUGAGUCACACACACACACACAGAGAGAGAGAGAGAGAGAGAGAGAGAGAGAGAGAGAGAGAGAGAGAGAGAGAGAGAGAGAGAGAGAGAGAGAGAGANAGAGAGAGAGAGAGAGAGAGAGAGAGAGAGAGAGAGAGAGAGAGAGAGAGCUGCUGCAGAGAGAGAGAGAGAGAGAGAGAGAGAGAGUGAGAGAGAGAGGAGCAGUGAGUCCAACCCCGGCGUAAUUUGGUCUCGGAACGUUGAUGAUCAGCAAAUGAACUGUGCUUUACAUG
Chara braunii is the source of this 1113-nucleotide messenger RNA. NCBI's taxonomy places the organism in Eukaryota, Viridiplantae, Streptophyta, Charophyceae, Charales, Characeae. The record is from the annotation of a GenBank genome assembly.